GUCCGAGCGUUUUGUAUUUCGGCGUUACCAACUAUAGAGGAUGGAUUCUGGCAUUAACGUACGGAUAUAGCUUCGGGGUAGAGUUGACCAUCGAUAAUAUCAUAGCUGAGUACUUCUUUGACAGAUUCAAUCUGAAUCUGCACACGGCUGGGAUGAUAGCGGCGAGUUUCGGGUUGGCUAACAUCGUGUCUAGGCCCGCCGGAGGGAUCAUCUCGGAUGCAAUGGCGAGAAGGUUUGGAAUGAGAGGAAGGCUUUGGGCUCUGUGGAGUAUGCAGACUUUUGGUGGAGUUUUGUGUGUGAUUCUUGGGCAGUUGAACUCUUUGGGUGCUUCUGUUGUGGUUAUGAUAUUAUUCUCUUUCUUUGUCCAAGCUGCAUGUGGUCUUACUUUUGGGGUCGUUCCUUUUGUCUCUCGAAGGUCAUUGGGGGUGAUAUCUGGUAUGACAGGUGGGGGUGGAAACGUUGGUGCAGUUUUGAGCAAGAUGAAGAGAUCUAUAAUGCUGAGGGAUCAGUAUGCAACCUUGGCCAAAUGUACUGCCCCAGAGAAGGACUGGAAGGCGGUUGUAAAUGAUGCAAGAAUGGCAAAGUGUGGUCUGAUCAAGGAUGAUCAGGCCCUGAGGCCAAGGACUCGAGCUCCGGUUAUCGAGGAGGUCAAAGAAAAGGAGGAACAAGAGGAGCUUGCACCUCUUUUGUGA
Messenger RNA from Humulus lupulus (European hop), 692 nucleotides. Its product is annotated as high-affinity nitrate transporter 2.3-like. The record is from RefSeq and is a predicted model, not a curated record. Gene Ontology annotation, molecular function: nitrate transmembrane transporter activity. The transcript has 3 exons. Lineage: Eukaryota; Viridiplantae; Streptophyta; Magnoliopsida; Rosales; Cannabaceae. Bases 153 to 692 code for a protein of 179 amino acids.